AUGGCCUUCUUGAUCGACGAUGUGCUGUACAAGCGCAGCCCCUCGGGAGUCAUGCAACACUGCAUCGCCAUCCCCGAGGGCAAGGAGCUGAUCUGGGAUAUCCACACAAGAGUAUGUGGCCACCACGCGGCGCCACGGACCCUCGUGGGCAAUGCGUUCAGGCAGGGCUUUUACUGGCCAACUGCAGUCGCCGACGCCACCGAGGUCGUACGGACCUGCGAGGGAUGCCAAUUCUACCCCGAGAAGAUGCAUCUCCCAGUGCACGCUCUGCAGAAAAUCCCCAUCACAUGGCCUUUCGCUGUGUGGGGAUUGGACCUCGUCAGGCCGCUGCAAAAAGUGCCCGGGGGCUUCACCCACUUGUUCGGGGUUUCGAAUUCGAUCAUCACUAACAAUGGCACCCAGUUCACAGGCAAGAAGUUCUUGGAAUUUUGCAAUGACUACCACAUACGCGUGGACUGGUCGGCGGUGGCGCAUCCAUAA
This is a messenger RNA of Panicum virgatum (switchgrass), 480 nucleotides long. RefSeq lists its product as uncharacterized. Gene Ontology annotation, molecular function: nucleic acid binding. The record is from RefSeq and is a predicted model, not a curated record. The coding region runs from base 1 to 480 and encodes 159 amino acids. NCBI's taxonomy places the organism in Eukaryota, Viridiplantae, Streptophyta, Magnoliopsida, Poales, Poaceae. The transcript is spliced from 2 exons.